AAGAUUUUGUCUGGGAUGAUGGAGCUUUGAAAGGCUAUAAACCACUGAAAUAUCUUAAGACUUUUUAGUCCCACCUCAAACCAAUUUUUGGCCAUUUGUGGGUAAUAUUGCCCUAUUGAUAACUUAUAUCCCAAGAGGAAAGGGCAUAUGGGGUGUUUCUCAGGUGGGGCCGUUGUGACUAAGACAUCCAUUACAGGCUUUUGUAUGAACGUAAGCUUUCAUUUCCCUGGGACUGCCGAAGACUGCAAGUGUUGGAUCGUAUGAGAGGUAUUUGUUUUAUUUAUUUCAUUUUAUUGUGGUAAGAACACUUAACAUGAGAUAUAUCCUUUCAAAAAAUGUAACUGUACAACAAUACAUUAAUAUUGACUUUAAUAAGUAUAAUGUUGUGCAGCAGAUCUUAGAGCUUAUCCAUCUUGUUUGAUUGAAACUUUGUCUGUUGAUUAGUAAAUCCCAUAUUUUUGGUUCCAUUAACAGCCAUUAGAUCUUUAGAACAACUCUAUGUGGUAGGUACUACAGUAAUUUGCAUGUUAUAAAAUAAAGCUCAGAGAGGUCAGGUGACUUGCCUGAAGCCACAGAGUCCUGGUAUUUGAGUUGGGGUAUGCUUGCAGCUUUUCUACCACCCUGCCUGUCUCUGGAAGGUGUCCCCUCCCCACAGGCUCACCAGGUGGUGGCAGAUGUGGUCUGAGGCUCUGUGACCUCCCACAGCCCUAGUGGCCAUGGACAUACCUCAGGCUGUUGGCCAAAGAGCUUGACUGUAACUUGAGUCUCACCCAGGCUGGGGGUGAUGGGGCGGGUGGGCAGGUGACAGCCAGGGCAGGGAGAUUUUCCCAGACACUGGUGUGUGGCAGCCUGGCAACUGUGUGGCCCUGAGGCGAUUGGGGGCUUCUGGAGCCUGUUCCUGGUGGUGACCUUCACCAUGGGCAACAAGCAGACAGUCUUCACUCAUGAGCAGCUGGAAGCAUAUCAGGACUGCACCUUCUUCACCAGGAAGGAAAUCAUGAGGCUCUUCUAUCGCUACCAGGACCUGGCCCCCCAGCUCGUCCCCCUCGACUAUACCAGCUGUCCUGACGUGAAGGUUCCCUACGAGCUCAUCGGCAGCAUGCCUGAGCUGAAGGACAACCCGUUCCGACAGAGGAUUGCCCAGGUCUUCUCUGAGGAUGGGGAUGGCCACAUGACCUUGGACAACUUUCUGGACAUGUUUUCUGUGAUGAGCGAAAUGGCUCCCCGUGAUCUCAAAGCCUACUAUGCUUUUAAAAUCUAUGACUUUAAUGACGAUGACUACAUCUGUAUGUGGGACCUGGAGCAGACAGUGACCAAGUUGACUCGGGGGGAGCUGAGCGCCGAGGAGGUGACCCUGGUGUGCGAGAAGGUUCUGGAUGAGGCCGAUGGGGACCACGAUGGGCGGCUGUCCCUGGAAGACUUCCAGAACAUGAUCCUGCGGGCGCCCGACUUCCUCAGCACCUUCCACAUCCGCAUCUGAGGACGCCACGCAGGAGGAGCGGGGCCAGAGGAGGGCAAGGUGACCCCUCACCCCACUGUAGACUCUGGACUCUGGGAAUAAACACAUGUCACUGAGUCGCACCUGCUGGGAUGAGACAUUUCUGCCUUCAGUCUGGUGGAUGGGAGGAAGGAGACCUGGAUCUCGUCUGUGCUCUCCCAGUGUGCCCCUGGGCAUGGCCACGCCCUCUCCAGGCCACCUUCUCCCUGACCGUACAAGGCAGAGCCUGACUGCUAAAUCUUGCUGCACCACAAGGGCUGGAGGUGCCUUGCUGUGGGUAUUGGUGAGCAGAGACCAGUGUGUAGA
Phyllostomus discolor (pale spear-nosed bat) is the source of this 1804-nucleotide messenger RNA. RefSeq names its product calcium and integrin binding family member 3 (gene CIB3). The record is from RefSeq and is a predicted model, not a curated record. NCBI's taxonomy places the organism in Eukaryota, Metazoa, Chordata, Mammalia, Chiroptera, Phyllostomidae. Gene Ontology annotation, molecular function: calcium ion binding. Bases 917 to 1480 code for a protein of 187 amino acids. The transcript is spliced from 6 exons.